Molecule: messenger RNA, 2820 nt
Organism: Henningerozyma blattae CBS 6284
Lineage: Eukaryota; Fungi; Ascomycota; Saccharomycetes; Saccharomycetales; Saccharomycetaceae
Gene: RPM2
Product: ribonuclease P
Exons: 1
Coding region: 1-2820 (939 amino acids)
Source: RefSeq, a predicted model, not a curated record
AUGCCGCUCCACCCGCUUUCGCCCUGUUCUGUCGCGUCUGCCUCGGCCAAGACUGCACGUGCCGCGCCCCGCGCGGCACGUGCGGUCGUGCGCCACACCACUGCGCCACACCACCACACCACCGCCGUGUCACGUGCGCCCGCCUCGGCGUCACGUGCGGCUCCCCGCGCGAGCCCUAGGGUUCUGGCCGCGCCGAUCUCGGGGCUGUCGAAGCCACGUGCGCCCGCGGUUAAGGCCGAUGCGAGUGCCAGUGCGAAAAACGCCGCCGCAAACGCCGCCGCCGCAAACGCCGCCACCGCUAUCUCCGCCACCGCUAUCUCCGCCGCCGCAGCAAACUCCGACCAAGGCUUCGACUCCGAUUCCUUCCUACGAACCCACAUCGCCCAGAUCAACGCCUGCUUCCAAUCCAGAGACUACAACAAAGUAAACGCCCUAUACCAGUCCCUAAAACGCAACAACAUCGUCCCUCCCCUGCAAAUCUACUCCAAGAUCCUCCUUUCCAUUCUCCAUCGCGAUCUAGAUCUCAACGACAUCAACUAUAAAGUCUUUCAACUAUUAAACUGCUAUCAAGACAUCAUCAUCAAAAAUAAAAUCGCCCCCAAUGAUUCCAUCUUGAACAUUCUCUUAAUAGCUCUCUUCAAAUGUUCCAUCGUAGCAUGCCAUGCAAACAACUUAAACGGAACUGAUUUCUACAAGAUCGCGUUGAAUCUACUCUCCGAGAUCCUUCCAAACCAUAACAACAACUUGUCUCAAGAACUUUUACAAUACUUCCUAGUAAACACCAUCUUGUAUCCCGGCUAUAUCGAUUGCACCACUCUACAGUCCCAUAUAUCCCAAUUCAACCCUGACAUUCAAACUGCAUUACAAUCCCAGAUCCAUUUGACUUUACUCACAUUGGCAAGGUUGAAUAAUAACAAGAAGUUCCUGCUGGACUAUUGCCGCGCGGCUUUCCCUAACCCUUCUGCCCUGUCCACCCGUCGUUUAAUCUUGGCAACCUAUCUUUCCGCGCUUAUCGAAACUGGCGAGUUUGCUACCGCAAACUCGCUACUGAACGACUCGCUAUUGAACGACUCCAUACAGGACCCCUCGACAGCCGCCAUCCUGCUCCCAAACACCAUCCUAUCAUAUUCCAAGAUCAACCCACUCUAUUCUUUCCAACUCUUCGAAUCCUUCAACACUAAAUCUCCUCACCUUUUCGAUCACAACUUCCUCAUCUAUUACACCUACACCCUCCUCCAACAUAACAAAAACAUCCCCUUGGAAUCCCACUCCCAUGUCUGGGACAUCAUCCUCACUAAACUCUACCCUUUGUUAUCAAGGCGCCCAAACGCUUCCCCAGAUUUCAACAUCGCCUCUCUCACAACCUCCCUGCUCAACUCCCCUUCCUUCUACAGCAACCCUUAUUUCCCGGCAUUGUCCACCUCGAUCUUGACCUCCAAGAAUAUCACCCAGUUGAUCACCACUUCCAUUCUAAACCAUGCAUUAUUAAACAACAACUUGCCCCUCAUCACCUCCUUACUCCAUGAAUCCAUCGAAAACUCCUUGGAAUUCACAAACGUCUCCUUCACUUACCCUUUGAUUUUCAAACAUUUCCAAAAAUAUGAAUUCACCCAUCAACAAAUCUUGAACUUUGUAAACAUUCAUGCCUCUCUAAUCAAUAAAAACCAAUUCGAAUCUUUGAAACUCUUCAAUUCCAUCUACGACCAAUUCAAAUCACAACCCGAUUUACUCAUACAAUUCAUCCAAUUGGAUUGUUUCUCACAUUACCUCACCAAUCUGGAUUUACCUUCUCCCAACGACGAUUCAAACCUUUCACCCCUUUACAAUUUCUUACCUUUACUCUUCACUGCUCCACUAACCUCCAUGGAUUUUUACAUCAAAUCUCUAUCAAUCUAUUCCAUUGUAAUUUCAAAACUUCUCGAAUCUUCGGCUUCCCCUCAAACUACUACUCCAAGUAGAUUGAAUCUUUUCCAAGAUACAAUCUCCCAUUUCAAACGGUUGAUCAACAAUCUUUAUCAAUUACAUGAAAACCCUGCAAACUUCAUCACUCAAGAUAUUAUCCAAACCAUUAAAAUCCUCGAUUUCCCACCAGAAAUCAAUUCAUAUUUCAAUUGUAAAUUCCAUCCUGGUCAAUGGAAUAAAUCCUACCCACUCAAUUAUUCCUCUUUGAUCCAUGAUUCUCCCAACAUGGCUAUCCAAAAAUUUAUUGAAUUGAAAAAAUUCAAUUAUAUUUUCGAUUCAAAUACUUAUCUUGAAUUGAUUUAUAAUCAAAAAUUCUUGAAUUGGAAUAUCAUCGAAGACACAAUGAAUUUGAAUUGUUGGAAUCCUCAUGAAUUGAAAAAUUUAAUCAAUUUCAUCAUCAUGAAUUGUUCCAAAUUUUGUCUUCAAAAAUUCCUAAACACUUUUUUCAAUUCAAUCUUCAAACUCGAUGAUAUAAACGAUACCUCUUUACAAAGAAUCAUAACGGACUUACCCAUCAAUAUUACAUUGCCCCUCAUAAACUUCCCUCAUGAUUUCAAAAGUAUUGAAAAACAAGUCCGUUUCAAAUCUUCCAUCAACAAGAUCUACAACAUUCUUUUCAAGAAAAAACAAUACAACAAAUUAAUAGAAUUCAAUUCUAUCGUCCCCAUUAUCGACGAAACUUUACUUUUAAACACUUCCAUCAUCAUGGAUGAUUUAAUCUCAUAUAAUAAUUUGAAAAAUUCAAAACCAAAACAAAUUCCAAAUGCUUCUCCCACCCCUACUCGUACCCCUACUCCACCUCCACCUCCAUCCCAACAAAAUGAUAAUUUCAACUUGGAUUGCAUUUUAUCUGCAUAA